GGAGAAUGGCGGCAGGCGGGAGCAGGACGCAGAGAGAACUACAUGGAGGAGGCGGGGUGUAGGGCGAGGAAUGUACGCGACUAGCAGUGGCGAAGGCUGGUAUAUCGGCAGCAUGAAGCGGACCCCGACAGCCGAGGAACGAGAGCGCGAAGCUAAGAAACUGAGGCUUCUUGAAGAGCUUGAAGACACUUGGCUUCCUUAUCUGACCCCCAAAGAUGAUGAAUUCUAUCAGCAGUGGCAGCUGAAAUAUCCUAAACUAAUUCUCCGAGAAGCCGCCAGCGUCCCCGAGGAGCUCCAUAAAGAGGUUCAAGAAGCCUUUUUCACGCUGCACAAGCACGGCUGCUUAUUUCGGGACCUGGUGAGGAUCCAAGGCAAAGAUUUGCUCACUCCAGUCUCUCGCAUCCUCAUUGGUAACCCCGGCUGCACCUACAAGUACCUGAACACCAGGCUCUUUACGGUGCCCUGGCCAGUGAAAGGCUCUGACGCAAAGUACCACGAGGCCGAAGUAGCUGCCGCCUGUCAAACCUUCCUCAAGCUCAACGACUACCUGCAGGUAGAGACCAUCCAGGCUUUGGAAGAACUUGCUGCUAAGGAGAAAGCCAAUAUUGAUGCCGUGCCAGUGUGUAUAGGUCCGGAUUUCCCCAGGGUUGGCAUGGGGUCAUCCUUUGACGGACAAGAUGAGAUAGACAUGAAGAACCGAGCAGCCUACAACGUAACUUUGUUGAAUUUCAUGGAUCCCGCGAAAAUGCCAUACCUGAAAGAGGAACCGUAUUUUGGCAUGGGGAAGAUGGCCGUGAGCUGGCAUCACGAUGAAAAUCUGGUGGACAGGUCAGCGGUGGCAGUGUACAGUUAUAGCUGUGAAGGCCCUGACGAGGAAAGUGAGGAUGACCCUCAACUCGAAGGCAGAGAUCCUGAUAUUUGGCACGUUGGUUUUAAGAUCUCAUGGGACAUAGAGACACCUGGUUUGGCGAUACCCCUUCACCAAGGAGACUGCUAUUUUAUGCUUGAUGAUCUCAAUGCCACCCACCAACACUGUGUUUUGGCUGGUUUACCACCUCGAUUUAGUUCCACCCACCGAGUGGCAGAGUGCUCGACGGGGACCUUGGAUUACAUCUUAGAGCGCUGCCAGUCGGCCCUGCAGAAUAUCCGCGAUGAGGCGGACAAUGGUGAAGUCUCUUUGAAAUCCUUGGAGCCAGUGGUUUUGAAACACGGAGAAGAAAUCCACAACGAGGUCGAGUUUGAGUGGCUGAGACAGUUUUGGUUUCAAGGCAAUCGAUACAAAAGGUGCACCGAUUGGUGGUGUCAACCUAUGACUCAGCUGGAAGAGCUGUGGAAGAAGAUGGAAGGCCUGACAAAUGCUGUGCUUCGGGAAGUUAGAAGAGAGGGGACCCCUGUAGAACAAAGGAAUGAGAUCUUGACGGCCAUCCUCGCCACACUCACCGCUCGCCAGAACCUGAGGAGGGAAUGGCACGCCAGGUGCCAGUCCCGAAUUGCCCGAACUCUACCCGCGGAUCAGAAGCCAGAAUGCCGGCCAUAUUGGGAAAAGGAUGAUCCUUCCAUGCCUCUGCCGUUUGAUCUCACAGAUAUCAUUUCCGAACUCAGGAGUCUGCUUCUGGAAGCCAAACCCUAGAGAAAGGGCACAAGUCUUAGGUAGAGGAACAUAGGCUGUUUCUGACUUCUCUCCUCCAACCUUGUCAUGGGCUUAGGCAAGGGGAUUAUGGGUAGACUGGGCCUUGGGAUUGUAGACCCUGGGUCCCAGUUGGAAACAGCUAGGGAAUGGAGCCCAUGAAUAUUAAAAUGUUUAAAAGUGA
Balaenoptera acutorostrata (minke whale) is the source of this 1811-nucleotide messenger RNA. It is a transcript of the gene FTO, whose product is annotated as FTO alpha-ketoglutarate dependent dioxygenase. The record is from RefSeq and is a predicted model, not a curated record. Gene Ontology annotation, molecular function: mRNA N6-methyladenosine dioxygenase activity; broad specificity oxidative DNA demethylase activity; ferrous iron binding. The coding region runs from base 71 to 1630 and encodes 519 amino acids. Gene Ontology annotation, biological process: RNA repair; DNA alkylation repair; regulation of multicellular organism growth. The transcript is spliced from 9 exons. NCBI's taxonomy places the organism in Eukaryota, Metazoa, Chordata, Mammalia, Artiodactyla, Balaenopteridae.